AUGAAGAUCAAAACUAUCAGCAGAAGUGCAGACGACUAUGUUCCUGUAAAGAGCACUCAAGAAUCACAACUGCCUCGUAACUUGGAUCCAGCUUUGCAUCCAUUCGAAAGAGCCAGAGAAUAUACAAAAGCUUUAAAUGCAACCAAACUCGAGAGAAUGUUUGCAAAACCAUUUAUUGGUCAAUUAGGUUAUGGUCAUAGAGAUGGUGUUUAUACUAUUGCAAAGAACUAUAACGUGCUUAAUAAGCUUGCUACUGCGAGUGGUGAUGGUAUCAUUAAAUACUGGAAUAUGUCUACUAGAGAAGAAUUGAGUUCGUUUAAAGCACAUUAUGGUAUGGUAACAGGGUUAUGUGUGACUCCUUUACACCUAUCUCCUCAAAGGGAAAACUUCAUGUUAUCCUGUGGUGAUGAUAAAACUGUAAAGUUAUGGUCCGUUAACUCAGAUGACUUUGCUAAUGUCAAAGAUGAUACUAGAUUGAAUAACGAACAUGGUAUCAUCAAGACUUUCCAUGGUGAGCAUGCAUUCCAAUCCUUAGAUCACCACAGACAAAAAUCUAACUUUGUUACUGGUGGUGCUCAGAUAGAACUUUGGGAUACUAAUAGGUCCAAACCAAUUUCAAACCUUUCUUGGGGUGCAGACAACAUAAAUCACGUUAGAUUCAAUCAAAACGAAGUUGAUAUUUUAGCAAGUACGGGUAGUGAUAAUUCUGUGGUACUUUAUGAUUUAAGAACCAAUUCUCCAACUCAAAAAAUUGUUCAAACAAUGAGAACGAACUCUAUUUGUUGGAAUCCAGUGGAAGCCUUCAACUUUGUGAUUGCUAAUGAAGAUCAUAACGCGUACUACUACGAUAUGAGAAAUAUGUCUAGGGCCCUACACGUGUUUAAGGAUCAUGUCAGUGCUGUCAUGGAUGUUGAUUUCUCACCAACAGGUGACGAAGUCGUAACUGGUUCUUACGAUAAGACGAUAAGAAUUUAUCAAGUCAAACACGGUCACUCAAGAGAAAUUUACCAUACAAAGAGAAUGCAACAUGUGUUCCAAGUGAAGUACACUAUGGACAGUAAAUAUAUAGUAAGUGGUUCAGAUGAUGGUAACGUUAGACUAUGGAGAGCUAAGGCAUGGGAGAGAUCAAAUGCUAAGAGUACCCGUGAAAAGAAUAAACUAGAGUAUGAUGAAAAGCUCAAGGAGAGAUUCAAACACAUGCCAGAAGUCAAGAGAAUAAGUAGACACAGACAUGUUCCUAAGGUUGUUAAGAAGGCUCAAGAAAUUAAGAAGAUAGAAAUCGAUUCGUUGAAGAGAAGAGAGAGAAACGAAAGAAGAACACGGAAAGAUAUGCCCUUUGUACCAGAGAGAAAGAAACAGAUUGUCGGUACUGUUUUCCAGUACGAGGAUAAACAAAAGGACAAUUCUAAAUCUACCAAUUCAGAUGAUGAGUAG
Kluyveromyces marxianus DMKU3-1042 is the source of this 1434-nucleotide messenger RNA. RefSeq names its product rRNA-processing protein SOF1 (gene SOF1). Gene Ontology annotation, biological process: maturation of SSU-rRNA from tricistronic rRNA transcript (SSU-rRNA, 5.8S rRNA, LSU-rRNA). Gene Ontology annotation, cellular component: nucleolus; small-subunit processome. The transcript has a single exon. Gene Ontology annotation, molecular function: protein binding. NCBI's taxonomy places the organism in Eukaryota, Fungi, Ascomycota, Saccharomycetes, Saccharomycetales, Saccharomycetaceae. The record is from RefSeq and is a predicted model, not a curated record. Bases 1 to 1434 code for a protein of 477 amino acids.